CUGGACGGUACCCUCUCUCACAACUACACCAUGACGCUCUCCGACUUUGAGAAACAAAGGCAGGCAAAUAUUGCGCGUAACCAGGCGCUUUUGAAGCAGUUGAACCUCGAUUCGAUCUCCCAAGACAUCUACUCCGAGCUUAAAAAGGAGGAUGCCCCUAAAAGGCGCCGCGCUACGAAGCCUGUGAAGCCUAGAGAGAUUGUGCCUGCUUUGCCUACCCGUAGAUCCAGAAGAAUCGCAGGGGUCAAGCUCGAAGACGUCACCGACGAUCCGUUCAUCCAGGAGGUUACAGAAGCGGAGCGCAAGCGGGAAGAGCUCGAAAGGAUCAAGCGCAUGCGGUUAAGCGGUGACGUCAGCUUGGUUGAUAUUAUCACGGAUAAGAACGGUGUAAAGGCCGAGGAGGAUGAGGCAUUGUUGGAGAAAUUCCGCGAAAUCGGCAAGAACUACAGCAUGGGGGACUUUUUUGAUCAAAUGGUGGAGAAGUAUGCCACCACCGAUAAGGCUCUCCAGGAAUUGCGCGAGGAGUUUACAAAGGUUACCUUGGUCCCACAGUACGAUCCGAACGAUGUGAAAAUCACACCCGGGAGAAUGUCCACUGUCACCUUUCACCCUAGUACCGCUAAGCGGCUCGUGGUUGGAGGUGACGUUAACGGCCAUAUUGGUAUCUGGUCCGUGGACAACGGCAGCCCGAUUGAAUACAUAAAGGAUGAAGCUGAGGAGGUGGAGGAGACAGAGGAGCUAGAGCCGGAUAUCACGAUCUUGAAGAACCACGGGAAAAAUGUGGGAAAGAUUGUUAUCCAGCCUACCGACUCUACCAAAAUCAUCACCUCCUCGUACGACGGAUCCAUCCGCUCCAUCGACUUGAACAACUUGAAAUCCACCGAAAAGUACUUCAGCCAGAUUGAUGGACUGGCCCUUGGCGUUUCCGACAUCCAGUUUGGCUCGCCAAAUGUGUUGUUCUACACCACCUUAGAGGGCCUGUUUGGCCGCGUGGAUUUCAGAGAGAGUUCCAGAAAAAAGUACGACUUGCUCAGGGUGCACGACAAGAAGAUUGGCUCGUUUUCUGCGAACCCGAACCGCGACUACCAGAUUGCUACCGCCUCGCUCGACCGUUCCUUGCGGAUCUGGGACUUGCGUAACGUCAAGGCCUCUCCGUGGUCGGAGUACGAAGGGGCCCGGUCGCCCCACUGCUACGGCGGCUUUUCAUCUCGGCUCUCCGUGAGUUGUGCCGACUGGAACUCGUCCAACAAAAUUGUGUGCAACGGCUAUGACGAUAAGAUCAACAUUAUUGAUGUUUCCGACGCAUCCAGCUGGUCUCAGACCUACGUCAUUCCCGGAGUAAAGGAAGAAGUUGCGGAGGGGAUCCCGAACAGCAUAGUUGCAGAGCACAGGAUCAAGCACAACUGCCAGACGGGGAGAUGGGUAUCAAUCUUAAAGAGCAAGUGGCAGCAGAACCCAAGGGACGGGUAUGAGAAGUUUGCCAUUGGAAACAUGAAUCGUGCGGUGGAUGUUUACAGUGAAAAUGGCCAGCAGAUUGCGCAUUUACAGAGCCUGCGGUUGACAGCAGUACCGGCAGUUGUUGCCUGGCAUCCGACGGAGAACUGGAUUGUCGGUGGCAGUGCCAGUGGGAAGGGUUAUUUGUUUUGUUAAUAUUUUAGCUGGAAUACCCUACCCAUCCGUAAAUUGGGAUUCUGUCUUUUCUACACAUUAAAUAUUUCAUCGAAUAAUAUGCAAAGAUUAAUGGCGUUGAAUAUACCCAAAC
Babjeviella inositovora NRRL Y-12698 is the source of this 1762-nucleotide messenger RNA. RefSeq lists its product as uncharacterized. The record is from RefSeq and is a predicted model, not a curated record. Gene Ontology annotation, molecular function: protein binding; DNA binding. Gene Ontology annotation, biological process: regulation of DNA damage checkpoint. Bases 31 to 1650 code for a protein of 539 amino acids. NCBI's taxonomy places the organism in Eukaryota, Fungi, Ascomycota, Pichiomycetes, Serinales. Gene Ontology annotation, cellular component: nucleus. The transcript has a single exon.